This is a messenger RNA of Archocentrus centrarchus (flier cichlid), 4635 nucleotides long. It is a transcript of the gene slc4a11, whose product is annotated as solute carrier family 4 member 11. The transcript is spliced from 20 exons. The record is from RefSeq and is a predicted model, not a curated record. Lineage: Eukaryota; Metazoa; Chordata; Actinopteri; Cichliformes; Cichlidae. Bases 142 to 2691 code for a protein of 849 amino acids. Gene Ontology annotation, cellular component: basolateral plasma membrane; plasma membrane. Gene Ontology annotation, biological process: transmembrane transport; monoatomic anion transport; monoatomic ion homeostasis. Gene Ontology annotation, molecular function: solute:inorganic anion antiporter activity.
UGCUUUUUUAGAUGUAGCGACCGGAGAAAACAGGCAGCUGGUUUGUUAUUGCUCGGUUACUUUAUUGAAGGGGGAAAAAAAAAGAAAGAAAGAAAGAAAAAGAGAAGAUAUUGUCGACAUUUUCUGGAGCGCGGGAACAUUAUGAAAACUGUUAAGGACGAUGGAAAGGUGAGGGCGGCGUCAGUAAAUCGUUUUGCUAAAGAGGCACCUCCCUCUGGGAUGUCCAAGAAUGGAUACUUCUUUCAAGAAAUGGAGCAGCGGGAGGUGGAGCAGGAGGAGGGCAGCGAGGGCCGAGAGGAGGGACAAGAUUCGCCGAUCGCCUGCGGAGAUGACAUCCACCUCUAUGACAACCAGAUCAGCCCUGGGCCAGAGAGUGACGACUCUGGCUGCGUGUUACUGAAUACAUCAAGAAGGUAUGUGAAGCUGAUGAAUUUUGAGGAGGAGGUUCGUGCGCACCGUGACCUGGAUGGCUUCCUGGCAAGGGCCAGUAUCUUGUUGGAUGAGACCGCCGCCUCCCUGGACGAUGUUCUCAAGAGAAUGUUGCACCAUGUGGGCCAAGACAGCCAUGCAUUAGAGCCCGGGUGCAACUUUGAGGAGGUGAUGAGCAUGCUUUUCACAGAUGCAGGAGCGCAGGAGGUCAAUGUUCACCUGCUUUCAGAGACAAUCCAGGGAGUUACAGCAACUGCCACUGGAGUCCAGUACCAGCAGUCCUGGCUCUGCAUCCUCUGCAACGUGAAGCAUCUCCAGAAGCGGCAUGUGUGCAUCUCCCGCCUGGAGAGACCACAGAACUGGGGGGAGAACUGCUGUGAGGUCCGCUAUGUCAUCCUGAUACUGGCCCCUCUCAAAAUGAAAAGUACCAAGACGGCGAUGGAGCUGGGCCGAACAUUCGCUACCCUCUUUUCCGACAUCUCCUUCAGGCAGAAGCUCCUGGAGACAAAGACACAAGAGGAGUUUAAGGAGGCAUUGGUGUUCCAGAGGCACCAGCUCACAGCAGCCAACCAGAAGCCAACUGCUCUGGGGAAAGAGGAGACUGACCCUCGCAGUCAUAAACCCCUCAAGUGCAAAGACUUCUUCAAAGCUGGCCGGGGAAUUUAUGAGGACUUCUGCCGCAGACUGCCUUUCUACCCCUCUGACUUCACAGAUGGUAUAGUUGGCAGUAAUAAAACCCUGCUGAAGUACAUGACCACAGCCAUCUUCCUCUACAUUGCCAUCCUCCUCCCUGCCAUCGCUUUCGGCUCCCUCAAUGAUGAGAGCACACGUGGCGAGAUUGAUGUUCGGAAGACCAUCAUUGGCCAGAGCAUCGGUGGGGUCAUCUACUCCUUGUUUGCUGGCUCUCCUCUAGUCAUCCCUCUAACCACGGCUCCCCUCGCCAUUUUCAUCAGCGUGAUCCGAGGAAUCUGUGAUGACUACAACCUGGAUUUCCCGGCUUUCUACGCCUGCAUUGGCUUGUGGAACUGCCUCUUUCUCAUCCUGGGAGGAAUCUUCAAUGUCAGCCUGCUCAUGAAGCUCUUCAAAAGGUCAACAGAGGAGGUCAUUGCCCUCUUCAUUUCCAUUGCGUUUGUGGUUGAUGCUGUGAAAGGCACAGUCAAAAUCUUUCAUAGAUACUACCACGCUCCAACACUGGCCAACAGAAGCUUAGGGGACUUUCCUCAAGGUGGAGACCUGCUAGGGGGAAACAGGAGUGAGGUGGUUGCGGGGUUGGCACUCCCAGAAUCCUUCAUCCAGUGCUCUCGAGAGAGACCUGUCCUCUGCCUCCUACUGAUGCUCGGGACAUUAUGGAUGGGCUAUACUCUCUACCAGUUCAAAAGGAGUCCGUUCCUGCAUGCCAAAGUGAGGGAGGUGCUCUCGGACUGUGCCCUGCCAAUCUCAGUGCUCAUGUUCUCCUUCAUCGGCUCCUACAUUUUCAGUGACAUCGAGCUUCCAGUAUUUAAAGUUCAUAACCGGCCCGUCUUCAAUGUGGCACCGUUUGAGCGCCUAUCUCCCAUGAACGUUGUCAGCGCCAUGGGCCUCGGCUUCCUCCUGGCCCUCCUCAUCUUCAUCGACCAGAACAUCGUCGUUUCACUGACCAAUGCACCAGAAAACAGAUUGUUGAAGGGUACUGCAUAUCACUGGGACCUGAUGCUCUCUGGGCUCAUUAACAUCCUAAUGUCAGUGCUGGGGUUGCCCUGGAUGCAUGCUGCCUUCCCCCACUCCACCCUCCAUGUGCGCCAGCUGGCUUUUGUGGAGCAGCGCGUCGAGGGGGGGCACCUCUAUGAGACUAUCGUCCAGGUUAAAGAGACCCGUCUGACAUCUCUGGCUGCCAACAUCUUCAUUGGCGUAUCGGUGUUGCUGUUGCCUCUGCCGCUGCAGUGGAUCCCCAAACCUGUCCUAUAUGGCCUCUUCCUCUACAUCGCCCUCACCUCCAUCGAUGGAAACCAGAUGUGCGACCGAAUGGCUCUCCUUCUAAAGGAGCAGACGUCUUACCCACCUACCCACUACAUCCGCAAAGUGCCCCAGAGGAAGAUCCACUACUUCACCUUCCUGCAGAUGAUGCAGCUGCUGGUGCUGUGUACGUUUGGCAUGUACCCGAUACCGUACAUGAAAAUGAUCUUCCCUCUGGUCAUGAUCCUCCUAAUCCCAAUCAGGAACAAUGUGCUUCCUCAUAUCAUUGAGGCCAAAUACUUGGACAUAAUGGAUGCCCAACACAUGUAGCUACAGAUGGAAUAAGCUCUGGAUCCACAUAAGGACAUCUGGAACAAAAAAAAAAAAGAUUAACAAAAACAUAUUUUUCAAUGCAAAACUGUAUGGAAAGCAAAAAGGAAAUAUAUCGACUGUUUUGAUUUUUGUAUCCGAUAAGAACUUUCUUUUAGGUGAAACACUGGAAAAGUGGCAAGUCGUGUGAAGAGGGAUGAGAGUCGUGGGAAAUAUUUUCCAAACAUUAAACUGACGGCAUCUCUCUGAGGGAAAGUUCUGCUGAAAAAAGGAGGGAGAAAAAAAAACCCGGGAUCAUCCAGAACUCCCUGUUUCACCUCUGUUUGACCCUGUCAGAUUGUUCAGUGCCAUAUACCUCCAUGUUCUCCUUUCACACCUUUACUUUUCUAUGAUAACACUUUACAAUAUCCUACUGCAGUGUGUACAUCUGUGUUUUAACCUGUGGGCAAGUGCUUAAAGUACUCAUUAAUGCUGCGCAAGUAAUAAAACUGCUGCCAGUGGACAUUGAAUAUUAAUUAGAAUGGUGUAAUGGCACAAUGUAAGUAUGAACAUUAUCUAUUUUUGACACUUUGCACUCACAUUGUGUUUUUACACUGUCAUACAGGGAGGUUUUACAUACGUACACUAUGUUAAGUACUUCAGUGUCUUUCUGCGGGUUGCUUACAUGGCAGCAGUACUGCAUUUAGGCCACUGUAAAGAAAAUCUUUAGCUUUCGAGCAUCGAUCAUCGUGCAGUGUUAAAACCUUCACAUUCCUGCACCUUUUAGCUGUGAGCCUCCCUUUUUUCUAUGUGGGACACUUGUGUCCAUACAUAUUUUGAUUCUAAGUCAUUCCAAAAAUGUCAGUAUUCAUUAAGGGAGGGUGUGUGUGUGUGUGUGUGUGUGUGUGUGUGUGUGUGUGCGUGUGUGUGUGUGUGUGUGUGUGUCAUGGACACACCUGUCCAUCAUCUAGCUUUCUGCCAGGUCUUAGAAACCUCAUUUUUAGGUGGAAUUUAAGUGCUCAGAUGACUAAAAAAUACAUUCCACGGGUAUAUAUUAUGUGUAAUUAUUUAGAAAGACAGCACAAACCAAAUCAUAUAGUAAAGUCUUUAUGAAAUUAUGAAUAUAUUAGAAUAUAUUAUGGCAGUAUAUAAAACUUAAUAUCUUUCAAAUUUAGGACUAUUUAUUUAUCAUGAUGACAGUUCAUCUUUCAAGUGCAAAAUGAUCAUUUUGUGUGUUUACCCUCACCUGUAAUUCUGUUUGCUCUUUUACAUCCUACAGAUACCAAAUCUUGUAUUUUCAGUGUUCGUCUCACAUAUGGCUUUACUGCAGUUUACAUAUCAAAGUCCCUCCCAGCUCCGUGUCACAGACCACAGUUCUGGUGCAUUGUUAGUAAAGAGAAAAGCCAGAUUAAAGUGGGUGGGGGGGGGAGCAUUUGAGCGCUUUGGACUGAAUAAAAUGCAUUCUUUUUUUUUUUUUUCUGUGAUCCAAUGUUCAAAAAUGAGUUUUAGAAUAACCCAGUCUUGUUUUCUAUUUAGAUGUUAUGAUUAGAUCAGUGCUUGCAGAUGUUGUCAUGUAAUAAUCCAGGCGUCUGGAGAGAUUUAUCUUGUUAUCUACAGUUCAAAAAGAAAAAAAAAAUUCUAAGCACUGGUUUGCUUAAAGCAUGUCAUCUGGGUUUUUGAUACAAUGUGAUGCCAAUAGACAUGUAUCCUACUUGAGAAAAAAAAAGUAGCAAGUCAAACAGUAACUUCUCAUUAAAACGAAUGCAAUGCUCAAUAUUUAGCAAUACUGUGUAUAAAGCAGAACUUCACUGGUGAUAUUUGGGUUAACCAGUGAAGGUGGACCCGUCACUGAAGCAAUGACAGACCAGCUGUAUUUUUACAACAGCGCCUUUUCAGUCCAUCCUCAUCGUACAAACGCUGCUCUGCGCUGAUUUGAUUAUUAUACGCAUAAAGACAAAAAAAAAA